This is a messenger RNA of Arabidopsis lyrata subsp. lyrata, 2036 nucleotides long. RefSeq names its product protein REDUCED WALL ACETYLATION 4. Gene Ontology annotation, molecular function: acetyltransferase activity. Lineage: Eukaryota; Viridiplantae; Streptophyta; Magnoliopsida; Brassicales; Brassicaceae. The transcript is spliced from 15 exons. The coding region runs from base 282 to 1925 and encodes 547 amino acids. Gene Ontology annotation, cellular component: Golgi apparatus. Gene Ontology annotation, biological process: plant-type secondary cell wall biogenesis; xyloglucan metabolic process; xylan biosynthetic process. The record is from RefSeq and is a predicted model, not a curated record.
AACAGAGAGAGAGAGAGACAGAGGAGAGGCCAUCGCCAAACCAACAACUUACAACCGUACGAGUGAAUUUGAUGAAAACGACGUCGCGUCCGCCAUUUUCUUCUUCCUUGAAGCAAUAGCUUCUUCAAUCUUCACUAAUCACUUCAGAUCUCUUCUUCUCUGUUGCCACUGUCCCAAUUAUUCUCUCUUCAUGCCCCGCUGCUGUAUUCGUAGGUCGAAUCUAAUUGCAAUUGUAGUGUGUAAUUGCAGUAUCUAGUAUUUGAAGCUCUGGGUAUUCCUUUAUGGAUCCAGUAGAUAUGGUGGUUUCACAGCCAAUUACCCCUGGUCAGGUUUCGUUUCUGCUUGGAGUUAUCCCUCUUAUGAUAGCAUGGCUAUACUCGGAAUUUCUUGAGUAUAGGAGGUCUUCUUUACACGCUAAAGUGUAUGUUCAUUCAGAUAAGAAUUUGGUUGAACUGGAAAUGGUGACGAACAAAGAGGAUGAAGGAACAGUUUUAAUGGAAGGAGGUCUUCCAAGAUCUGUCUCUUCAAAGUUUUAUAGCUCAUCAAUCAAAACAAACUUGCUUAGGUUUCUGACUUUGGAAGACUCUUUCUUGCUUGAAAAUCGAGCAACCUUGAGAGCAAUGGCGGAGUUUGGAGCAAUUCUUUUAUAUUUUUAUAUUUGUGAUCGAACUAGCUUGCUCGGGCAGUCUAAAAAGAAUUACAACCGAGACCUUUUCCUCUUUCUCUACUGUCUUCUCAUCAUAGUGUCAGCUAUGACGUCCUUGAAGAAACACUCUGACAAGUCACCAAUAACGGGAAAGUCCAUUCUGUAUCUCAAUCGUCACCAGACUGAAGAAUGGAAGGGGUGGAUGCAGGUUCUAUUUCUGAUGUAUCAUUACUUUGCUGCGGUUGAGUUUUACAAUGCAAUCAGGGUCUUCAUCGCUGGCUAUGUGUGGAUGACCGGUUUUGGGAACUUCUCUUAUUACUAUAUCCGAAAGGAUUUCUCCCUUGCACGAUUCACUCAGAUGAUGUGGCGGCUUAACUUUUUUGUGGCGUUUUGUUGCAUUAUUCUCAACAAUGACUAUAUGCUGUACUACAUUUGUCCAAUGCACACUCUAUUCACUCUGAUGGUCUAUGGAGCCCUUGGUAUUUACAGUCAGUAUAACGAAAUAGCAUCAGUGAUGGCUCUGAAGAUUGCUUCAUGCUUUCUCGUGGUUAUCUUUUUGUGGGAGAUUCCUGGAGUUUUUGAGAUCUUCUGGAGUCCUCUGGCAUUCUUACUGGGAUACACAGAUCCAGCUAAACCAGACCUUCCACGUCUACACGAAUGGCAUUUCAGAUCUGGACUCGAUCGCUACAUAUGGAUCAUUGGCAUGAUAUAUGCAUAUUUUCAUCCCACUGUAGAGAGAUGGAUGGAGAAAUUGGAGGAGUGUGAUGCUAAAAGAAGGAUGUCAAUCAAGACAAGCAUAAUAGCAAUUUCUUCAUUCGUUGGUUACCUUUGGUAUGAAUACAUCUACAAGCUGGACAAGGUUACAUACAACAAAUAUCAUCCUUACACAUCUUGGAUUCCAAUAACUGUCUACAUCUGUCUGCGAAAUUGCACACAACAGCUACGAAGUUUCUCCCUAACACUCUUUGCGUGGCUCGGCAAGAUAACUCUCGAGACCUACAUUUCACAGUUUCACAUCUGGUUAAGAUCGAGUGUGCCAAAUGGGCAGCCAAAAUUGCUAUUAUCAAUCAUCCCAGAAUACCCAAUGCUCAACUUCAUGCUCACCACAGCCAUCUAUGUCUUGGUAUCUGUUCGACUUUUCGAGCUAACCAAUACAUUAAAAUCAGUUUUCAUACCCACGAAAGAUGACAAACGGCUACUCCACAACGUCAUUGCUAUGGCUGUGAUAUCAUUUUGUUUAUAUUUUAUCGGUCUUAUUCUUCUCUUGAUCCCACAUUAACUUUGUACUAGUCCCUGAUCCUUCUUGUCCAUUAUCAUCUUCUUCACAAACCUGAGAAACACAAAGUCAAAGUUAGUUGCACAGAGAAAAAGCCCUUACUACUAAAUCAAA